UUAUUUUGCUCGCAAGUUGAUUCUGAUGCAGUGUCCUGAUCAAUAGGUUGAAUCAGAAAUAUUUUGUCUUCAUGGUGGGUUGUCCCCCUCUAUCGAAACCCUUGAUAAUAUAAGAAACUUUGACCGUGUUCAAGAAGUUCCACAUGAAGGUCCCAUGUGUGAUCUUUUAUGGUCUGACCCUGACGAUCGAUGCGGUUGGGGUAUCUCCCCCCGUGGUGCGGGAUACACGUUUGGCCAGGACAUAUCAGAGCAAUUCAAUCAUACCAACAACUUAAAUCUAAUUGCUAGAGCUCAUCAGUUGGUUAUGGAGGGAUACAACUGGGCCCAUGAGCAAAAGGUUGUCACAAUUUUCAGUGCUCCAAAUUAUUGUUAUCGUUGUGGGAAUAUGGCAUCCAUUUUGGAAGUUGAUGAUAAUAGAGAGCAUACAUUUAUCCAGUUUGAGCCAGCUCCAAGGAGAGGGGAACCUGAUGUAACUCGAAGAACUCCUGAUUAUUUCUUAUAGAGCAAUCGACAGUAACUGGCUCGUGUUUACUUGUCCUUUAACGAAAGCUUCAAGUUACUAGGUGUUUUUGAUGGUGAAGAAGCGUUGAAAGUUCGAAAGUGGUUGGGGGUUCUCUUCCAGCAAUCGACGUUAUAUUCUAACCCAUGCAAGUGUCCUUUGAAGCGGAAAUAGGGGUCCGCCGAAUCUUUUAGUGUAUUGUUUCAUAUAAUGUUUUGAUAUUCUAGUUGUCCCCACUUUCUUUUAAAUUUUAAUAAAUAUUUUGUAAGUUUGUGAUCCAUAUUUCUCGUCACUGUGAACGAUUUGUUCUGUAGAAGUAAUGGAGAGUUCUAUUCAGUUGCUAGAUCAUAAUUUUUAUCCA
Messenger RNA from Olea europaea var. sylvestris, 860 nucleotides. RefSeq names its product serine/threonine-protein phosphatase PP2A-2 catalytic subunit-like. The record is from RefSeq and is a predicted model, not a curated record. NCBI's taxonomy places the organism in Eukaryota, Viridiplantae, Streptophyta, Magnoliopsida, Lamiales, Oleaceae. Gene Ontology annotation, cellular component: cytosol. The transcript has 4 exons. Gene Ontology annotation, biological process: peptidyl-serine dephosphorylation; mitotic cell cycle. Gene Ontology annotation, molecular function: protein serine/threonine phosphatase activity. The coding region runs from base 155 to 502 and encodes 115 amino acids.